AUGGUUACAUGUGUAAGCGUUGUGUGGAGAGAACCUAGUCCGCUUUUGGAGAUUGAAACAGCCAAAUUGCAGCAAAAUUGCGACGACGACGACGAUUAUGAGGAAAUUGAGUUCAGUCCGAUAAUAAAGUUUGAGGAGGUGAUGAAAGAGGCGGAGGCUCGAGGGGGGACGCUGCCUAAUGAUAUGUUGGAGGCAGCCAAAUCCGUGGGAAUUCGGAGGUUGCUUUUUCUUAGAUAUCUAGAUUUGCAGGGGUCAGUUUGGCCUCUUGGGAUGUUGAUGAGGUCGUGUUCCAUGCUGCGGGAUCGAAUGCUGGCGGAUCCCUCAUUUCUUUUUAAAGUUGGCACUGAGAUAGUUAUAGACUCUUGCUGUGCAACAUUUGCUGAUGUCCAUAAGAGGGGGAUGGAUUUCUGGGCAGAGUUUGAGCUGUAUGCAGGUGAUCUUUUGGUGGGAAUUGUUGUGGACAUUGCCUUGGUUGGUAUGUUGGCACCUUAUGAACGUAUAGGAAAGCCUUCUGUGAAGUCAGGUUUCUUUGCUAACAUGGCACAAGCAGUUGAAGAAGAAAUUUUAUUCUAA
This is a messenger RNA of Asparagus officinalis (garden asparagus), 573 nucleotides long. Its product is annotated as protein RETICULATA-RELATED 1, chloroplastic-like. The transcript is spliced from 2 exons. Gene Ontology annotation, biological process: plant organ development. Lineage: Eukaryota; Viridiplantae; Streptophyta; Magnoliopsida; Asparagales; Asparagaceae. The coding region runs from base 1 to 573 and encodes 190 amino acids. Gene Ontology annotation, cellular component: chloroplast inner membrane. The record is from RefSeq and is a predicted model, not a curated record.